UACAUGUGUGUCUUUUCUCUGACACACAGAGCAGACACACACAGUGCCAGUUUCCCUGUAGAAGCAUCUCCAUGGUGUCCACUCACUCAGUAUCUCUGGGGUUGGCUGGCAGAGGAGCUCAACACUCCUUCAUAGACAGACGCACAGGCUGAUGCUUAAUCCGUUUCAUCAAUGUGUAUGGUCAUUUUUGCUCCGCUUUUUGCUGUUUUAGCAUUUGCAACAUGUGGGGGAUAUUCUGGCCAGAUAAUGGUUAAAGUAGAUUGUUUGGAAUCCAAAAUCCAAAACAACAUCAGCAUCAGUUUCAACUACCCAUUCAGACUUCAACAGGCACACUUCAGUGCUCCUCUCUGUGAAGGAACAAGGAAAGAGACUCUCUUUCUCGAAGGGGAUUAUGCUUCAUCUGCACAGUUCUUCGUCACUGUGUCAGUCCUGGCUUUUCUCUAUUCCCUUUUGGCCACAAUUGUUUACUUCUUCUACCAGAACAAAUACAGAGAGAAGAACAGAGGUCCAGUAGUUGACUUCUUGGUGACUUUAGCAUUCUCUAGCCUGUGGCUGGUAAGCUCAAUUGCCUGGGCUAAAACUCUGUCUGGGGUGAAGACAGCCACUGAUGUGCAUCAAAUCCUUCUGUUAAUGUCUGCAUGCAGAGCCCAGGAGAACUCAUGUGAGGUCUUGCAGGAGCCCAUCUGGACAAAUCUCAACAUGUCUGUGGCCUUUGGUUUUUUGAACUUCUUCCUUUGGGCUGGUAAUAUUUGGUUUGCAUACAAAGAGACAGGUUUGCAUAAGUCCAUCCAGCGCUAUCCCUCCAGAACUCCCUCUGAGAAACGCGGCAGCUUCAGGCAGUACAGUCAAACCAGUCUUGAUCAAUCUGGAGCUGGUUUUGGCCAGAGGCUCUACAACCAGGCGAGUUUUGACUUAUCAUCCGGAGGCUUCAGUCUACCCCAAACUAGUCUAGGACAGCCGAUGCUGUACCGACAGGUGGGGAGUCCCACAUCCAGAGGCCCUCUCAUAUUUGUUAAUGAGAUGUGAGAGAGACUGUGAGUGUGGAGAAGAGAAAGAAAUUCGAAAGAAAUAACUGCCAACACUGAUGUUUUCUCAGUGAUAACACAGAUAAUUUGUCAUUGUGAAUUUGAUAUUUAUAGAAAUUGUGAUAUUUUUGUAGAAAUCAGUCUGCAUACUUUUAUUUAUUUGUUUAUUGUAUACUUAAGUCUGUAUUUGCCCUUAUGAAAAUGUACCAUAGUUCUUGUAAUUGUUUAAUUGUAGCAUUUGUUACAAUAAGGCUAUAAUUACUGGUGAGACCAUCGAUGGCUCCUCCUUCGGCCAGUGUUGACUUUUUUCUUUUUUAUUGAUCCAUUCAUUUGUUAUAUACACAUUUAGAAACUAUAGCUACAACAUGCCACAGCUGUAAUAUAAAUCUAUUGUGAACUGAAAGUUCUGCCUUGAUAUAGUAUAUAACCUAUUUUGCAUCUGAAUUUACCGUCUCAUAUAUGGCUGUUGAUAAUUUGUGAUAAUUCUGCAGUAUUUUAAUGGCUUUUAGCAUAGUAUGCCUACAUUCUAACAGUCUAUGUUUCGUGUUUUAAUAUUUGGCAGUGGCAGUACUGUGGUAACGACAUCAGAUGGCAAUACCAUGGUACUUUGAUAUGGCGUUUACUUUUCGGCUUCUUGAAGGUUCUUUAAAGAAUAGCAUGGUAUAACUAUCAUUUGGACAUGGUAGCAUGUCCAAAAAACUACUAAUACCAUGCUACUUUGUUGUAAGUUUUAUUUUUUAAUGUUCUGAUAUUAUGAAUAAUGAUUAAUUACCAGUAGGCGCCUGGAAAAAGCAAAUGCUUUGAGUCAGAGAAUUGCAUGGAACCCUGAAGGUCAAGGAUGAUGUCCUCCAAUCAGAGAUCUUUUUAAUGAAUCAUUCUGUCUAACCUCACACAGUGUUCAGUGAAAUGCAUGCAAAAGAGUCUGACAAAUAAAGUCACUCUGUUGUUCCAGUUUAUUGUAGGAUUUAAAACUGUACAAAUGUUAUAUGGAAACUGAUUGUGUCUUAAAAUUAAGUAAUAAAAUUAUACUAAUUCCUCUAAA
Messenger RNA from Megalobrama amblycephala (Wuchang bream), 2067 nucleotides. RefSeq names its product synaptoporin b (gene synprb). The record is from RefSeq and is a predicted model, not a curated record. The transcript is spliced from 5 exons. The coding region runs from base 172 to 1026 and encodes 284 amino acids. Lineage: Eukaryota; Metazoa; Chordata; Actinopteri; Cypriniformes; Xenocyprididae. Gene Ontology annotation, cellular component: synaptic vesicle; synaptic vesicle membrane.